AUGCGUUUGACCGCUCUGUCCGCGCUUGUCGCGCUUUCUACCCUGGCUCUGCACGUCACGGCUUCUCACCAGGCAUACAAAAGCCAAAGCCUGAAUGCGCGUCACUUGCUCCGUACUCGUGAUGAAGCCACGUUGACGCCGGAUUAUGAGCGUUUUGCCGACCCCGAAACGGCCAAGCAUAGUCUCAUCUUUGGUGGAGACGACAAUGUAAGCCACGAGAUCAAGGGCAAAGGUGGCAAUGGCGAGCCCAAGAAAAGCUUGAGUCUGCAGAGCGCAGACGACGGCACACGCACCGAUGCCCAGCCUGACGAGAAGUCCGUCGCUCCGAAGGGCAAGUUGCCUCCCAUGGCAAAGCUACCCGAGAAGAUCUUUGGCGUCAACCUCGGAGCUUGGUUCGUUCUUGAGAAUUGGCAGGGCAACUCGAUUUUCCUCACGCUCGACCUCGUCGAUCAGACACUGACAGACGAAUAUUCUUGGAGCAUCGCUGUUGGAAAGGAAGAGGGCGCCAAGCGUCUGAAGGAGUGGUACGCCACGCGGUACACGGAGGACGACUUUAAGCAAAUCAAAGCUGCCGGAUUGAACAUGGUCCGCAUUCCUGUCAGCCACUGGAUGCUGAACGCCUCCGACACGGAGCCAUACAUCGGAGGCAUCCAGCUGCCAUUCCUGAAGCAGGGCCUCAAGUGGGCCCAGAAGUAUAAUCUUUCCGUCAUGAUCGACCUCCAUACUGCUCCAGGAAGCCAGAAUGGUUACGACAAUAGCGGCAAAGGAUCCAACGGCAACCUCGGCCAGUCAAUCAUAGAGUGGCACCGCAACUCGACGAAUUUCUUGCGCACUUUGUCUGCUCUCAAAACCUUGACGGAAGAAGUGGUGAACACGGAAGAGUUUGGCGGCAUUGUCAAGGCGAUCGAGGUGAUGAACGAGCCUCACACUGGCAAGGACGCCAUCCCCAUCUCUCUGUUGGCUUUGUUCUUCAGCGAGUCGUACAAUGCGAUUCGUUCGACGGUCAACUCAUCUGCGCCAGUCACGCCUUAUGUCGUCUUCAACAUCUUCCAAAGCCCCGUGAAUCUUGACGAGCCUGGAGGUCUGAAUUGGGAUGGCGAGUCUGGUUGGAACACUUUCUUCCUUUCCGACGCUUUCCAGAAUGGCACCUUCUUCCUCGACACCCAUCAAUACCAGGCUUGGGACGGUCUUCUGCUCCACGACGACCACAUUGCGCGUGCUUGCAACAAGACGGCUUCCCUUGAAGCGCAGAAUGCCAAGAUCCCGACGCUCGUAGGGGAGUAUAGCUUGGGCAUCACCGUCCGAUGCGUCAAUCCCACCGUCCCCUCUUACCACAGCUGCCAAGGUCUCACCAUCAAAGAUGAUCUGAAGACACUGUCAGCUCCAGAGCAAGUGCUGUUUGCCAAAAGGUUCUACGAGGCUCAGCGAGCUGCCUAUGGAAAGACCAUGGGCAUGAUCAUGUGGAACUGGAAGACCGAUUCUGCUGCUGCUUGGUCCUACUAAGCAUCUCUCGAUGCUGGAUGGAUCACGAAGAAUCCCACCGAGGUGCGCUUCAAGGUCUUGCCUGCCGGAUCGCCUCCACUCUUUCAGUGUGUCGCGCACGAUGAUCUGACCACGACAGUCGUUGAGAACAAGGCCGACAUGGAAGGCAUGUAGUGAGUUGAAUGUGUCGGUUCCAUGAGGACUUUAGGAUGCUCAAUGCCCGCACUCCUGCACGCAGCGUCGACGACCCUCGUUCGAAGCAAAUUGCGGCGAACAUGGCUCCAGCUCUGCAGCAGUACCUGGCGGAAGGAACACUGCCUGCUGAGAUUCAGAAAUAUGGAGCGCAGUACUCGAACGAGGUGGGCAGACUGCUGAGAGCGGCUCUGCCUUUCGUUCCUUCGAGCAAGCAAGUCGUCGACCCGGGACCGCCACCUCCGCCUGCUCGUCGCUCAGUCGUAGCGAAAGACACGGCUGGCCUCGCACUUCGUCGUGCGUGAUCGGCUUGAUCUG
Ceraceosorus guamensis is the source of this 1992-nucleotide messenger RNA. RefSeq names its product glycoside hydrolase. The record is from RefSeq and is a predicted model, not a curated record. Gene Ontology annotation, molecular function: beta-glucosidase activity. The transcript is spliced from 5 exons. Gene Ontology annotation, cellular component: extracellular region; cell surface. Gene Ontology annotation, biological process: glucan catabolic process. NCBI's taxonomy places the organism in Eukaryota, Fungi, Basidiomycota, Exobasidiomycetes, Ceraceosorales, Ceraceosoraceae. Bases 1 to 1503 code for a protein of 500 amino acids.